Peronospora matthiolae is the source of this 837-nucleotide messenger RNA. NCBI's taxonomy places the organism in Eukaryota, Oomycota, Peronosporomycetes, Peronosporales, Peronosporaceae. The record is from the annotation of a GenBank genome assembly.
AUGCGUGAACGAGACAUCCCGUACACAGCAGUGAGCACCCCCAUUGGUAUGCUCUGGGAGUGGCUAGUAAUGCCACAGGGGCUAAGUAACUCCCCUGCAACGUUCAACAGAUGUGUUACGAAUCUGUUGCGAUUGGUGCGCGAUUUCGCACCGAGUUACUUUGGCUAUGUCUUCGUCCAUAUCCCGGCCAUGGGCGGAAAGACGGACUUGGAGGUUCAUAGAAUCCACGUCCGGAAAUUUCUGACUCUGAUGCGAGAGCAUAAGUUGUUCACGAACCUCAAGAAGUGUAUCUUCGCAGCGAACGAAAUACCACUUCUUGGUUGCAUCGUGGGUAAAACCGAUGUUCGCCCUGAUACGGAAAAGAUCAAGGCGAUUAGCGACUGGACGGUGCCAAUUGACGUCAAGGGACUUCGAAAGUUCCUUGGCUUGGCAGCGUAUUUGCACAAAUACUCGCGCAACUAUGCCGAGAUGACUGUACAUCUCUCUCGUCGAUUAAAGAAAAACGAGAGGUGUUCAUGGAGCGCUGAGUGUCAGCACUCAUUUGAAGGCAUCAAGAAAAGCUUGGUGCAAUCGCCUGUGUUGACGAUUGCAGAUCAGGAUAGAUCGUUCCAUGUGGUCUGUGACGCCAGCGAUUUUGCAAUCGGCUGCGCGUUAAUGCAGUACGACUCAUACGGCGUUGAGCGCGUCGUCUGUUAUCAAUUGCCUCAGAUGCAAGCAGCUGAGCGUAACUACCCAUUGCUUGAUAAGGAACUCCUUGCCAUGAAAUAUGCACCAGUUAAGUUUCAGGUAUAUCUCUUAGGAGAUAGGCCCUUCAUCGUUUAUACCGAACAUGCGUAG